GGUAAGUAAAAUUUACCAUUUAUUUAAAAUAUAAUAUAAUGAUUAUAUUGUAGAGGACGUUCCUCCAACGGCUACUUAAUACAUACAUAUACUUGAAAAAGUAGGUUCUAAAAAGGACAACCGACCAUGACUUUUCACAGGUUGGCUUGGCGCUCCUGGUUGGAUCUAAAAAUUUAAAACUUAGCAUCUGCUAUAAAUCUUGAACAUUAAUGUGAUCACUUCUAAGAAACCCUUUAAACAUUCAAUCAAAAUGUUCCAAAGAAGAAGACCCAUUUUCCAUAAGGUCUCAAGAAUACUAAAAGUCUCGAUCUGUAGAAGACCAAUUAUCCCAAGACUCAAGCUUCCCAUAAAUCAGAGAAGAUCAGCCAAGAGGGUCAAGCAACUUCAGCAAUACAACUACAAGUUCCUUCAAGAGUAUCAAUUCUUACCUUCACGCACAUCCCUUAUCCGAUAUUGUAGGAAGCGAAUUCGCAUAUCUAGAUCGGGGCUUAAACAUAUUUACGAUUUAUUAAUUUUUUCACGGUGCAUCGGCCAAUGCAGUGAUGAAUGUGUUGUUGAUACAAUAACACAAAGUUGGAUAGAGAUGGAGAUAGAGCCACUGCAUUGUGCCCCUGAAGUUUCUUCUCCAUUAAGGGAGUUUUCAAAGCCUUUCGAUUGCUUUCACGAAGAUGAUUCGAUUGAUUUGAAGGCUGAGAGAUUCAUCCAAAAUUUCUACCACGAGAUGAGGAUGCAAAAGCGGGAAUUUUACUGAUUGGGUGUUAUAGUUACUUUUUGGAUUACGAAAUCGUUUAUGUUUGUAUUAAUUUCAUUUUCCACGUCAUUUGUAUUAUUAAUUUUAUCUCCAUCAUAUUUGAUAUGGUGGAGAAUAGGUCAUUAUUUUAUUCUAUUUAGAUAUUUUAUCUCAGUUUAAGUAUAUGAAUUAAUUUUAAAAAUUUGAAGAUCAUGAAGUGAUAACAUUAUAUGCCAACCACCUAAAUUAAUUCUUUCGAUAAAAAAGAAUAAUUUAGGUGGUUGGCCAUAUAAUAUUAUCACUUCAUGAUCUUCAAGAAUUUAAUAUUGGACUUGCCCCACACUGAGAGUUUUUUCCGUUACAAAUUUUUAGAACAUCUCCAAACAAGCAUAUCCUUAAAAUAAAGGGACGAGGGUCACCCUCAAAUAUAUUUUAAAAAGAAUUUAUAAUUUACAAUUUAAGUUUCAAUCUUAUUAAUAAUUAAUUAUAGUCACUAAACUUUCAUAAAGAAAUAAAAUAUUUAUGACAAAAUAUAAUACAAGUAGUCGAAUAUAAUCAUAAGUGGGACGAAAAAUGUUAAUAAAUUUUUUUUAAUGAAAAUAUAACGGUAAGUACUUUAAUAUGAUAAUAAAAUUUUCUUUAUACGAUUAUGAAACAUAUAUAAUUAUAGAAAUUAAACUGAAAAGUGAACAGCGUUCUGAGGAUAUAAAAAAUGCACCGUCAAUUUUUAGGAUAUACUAUUCACCCUUCUUCAAUUUUGAAAGGAUAAAAGCUGUCAGGAUGCAAAAACCUUUCAAAAUGAGAGGAUGAAGAGAUGUUGGAGAUAAUAUUAUAGCCUAUGGCAAUUUACCCUCAGCCAUUUUAUUGGGUCUUCCAAUGGUUGCAUGUUCGCAUAGAUUCCAUAUCUAUUAGACGCUAUGUAACACGCAUACAUGCAGCAAACGAUGGUGAUAAAAGGAAGAGGUGAUGAAGUAACGAAUGAGAGAUCGACAAGAAUCAGACUCAGAAGUGUUUAUAAACCACUCCUGUGUUCUGAAACUGGUAGGACAGUUUUGUACGCUAGUUCACUUCGAGUCUCUUCAUUACUGAUUAUAUACUAUAAUGUAUGUAUUGAAGAAGUAAGUGCACUUUUGUUUGUUGGUUUCUUGUUCAGGUCACUUCAAUUCCAAUAUGAUAGGCCUGUUCUUUUAAUUGCCGCUGCUGCGGCCACCGGUAGCGUAAAAAAAAGUCGCUAUGACAAAGGAAAAUUGAACGGGUUUUGAAAACUAAAUCUGACGCCAACAAGUUGGCGGAGACACAAUUAGCGGAGGUCGCUAACGCUGCUAGCUUUCAGCGUCAGAUUUAUUAUCUAUUUUUGCCGCAGCGACUGGGAAAAAAAAUCGGUUUCGCCCCGCCAGCGGUGUAUUUGCCAUGGAAAUAGGUGUAAUUUUUGAACGCUGACGCUGGUCGCAGAGUUUGCAAAAAGAACAGAGCUGAUAUCUUUUUGUGGAACAACGACUUAAGAAUUAAUUAAAACGAGCAAACAUUAACGCUCCAUGUGAGUUUUUUUGGUGCUAAAUCGCUCAAUGUGAAUUUUUAAUUCCUUUUUUAAAAUAAAUAUAUAUUAAUAUUUUAACUCGAAAUAUGAAAAUUCAGUUUCCAAUACAAACUCGAUUUGAACAAAACUCUCAAGUCGAUCUAUUACAUUCUAGUUUCCUCCAUCCACUAAACUCGGCACAUACCACUAACCCAAUUUUUGAAACUCUUUGGAAUCAAUUGCUAUUCUCAACCAUCGACGAAGAUUGCAUGAAGGUGAAGUUUUCUUCGUUGUCUCAGAUGCUGAAACUUUCCAAAUCAUCUCCGAAGUAGCUAGCUUCCGAUGAAAACCUCAAAACUUGUAACCAUUACUGCGGAUGACGCGCUUGAUGGACUAAAGAAGAGGAGGAAUCAAGAACCUUACCUAGAAGAUGCUUGAGAACCCAAGUUAUACACACUUCCAAGUCUCCAUUAACCGAGCAAGAGCGGGUUGAUGUCACCGCCACCACCAAACCUGAAGGCCUCUAAUCCUGCAUAAAAAAAUCAAGUAACACCACCGCAAGAGAGUAAAGAAGCUUUACUGCGCUCGGAUGUGAACUAAACUCAAGAGUUGACACAGAGGCGGUCAAUGACUCCCCAAGAACCGCCUCCACCACUUGAGGCCACCGAGAACCGAGAGCCCGGACUACGCUGGCAGAACCUGGAUUGUGCUUAAAUACAAGCACUGAUAAUGUUUAAAGCUCGAACGGAAAAAUAUGGAGUGUGUUUUAGGAUAACUAGGUCACAUGAUCAACUUAUCUGGUUAAGUGUCAAUAACUAUUCGUUUAUCAUUUUUUCAUAAAAAUAUGUAAUUCAGGACACAUUAGAAACAAUUCAUAUCUUACAGUUAUUGCAAGAAACUGCCAAAUAUCAUGGAUUUUAAUCAUGGUUUCUUUAUUUCUAAGUUCAAAUUUGCCACAAUAGUCGAUUUCACUGGAGUUUCUCAUUUUCAUAUACUUUAGUUACGUUUGGGGUUUAUCAGGUGAGUGCUAUAGUAUCACUGUAUCAGUAGAGCUCUGUACCAGCCAAUGCCCAAUGUGACUUGUGACCC
Messenger RNA from Brassica napus (rape), 3335 nucleotides. RefSeq lists its product as uncharacterized. NCBI's taxonomy places the organism in Eukaryota, Viridiplantae, Streptophyta, Magnoliopsida, Brassicales, Brassicaceae. The record is from RefSeq and is a predicted model, not a curated record. The transcript has a single exon. The coding region runs from base 251 to 751 and encodes 166 amino acids.